AUGAACCCAUCUUUCGCCCAGCCACCAAGGCUAUCACCCUUCGGCAAGUCGCACAUGUUGACUCACUCUAGUGGCAUGGCAUAUGUGUUCAUGCACCCACUCCUGGCUCGCUACCAACAGCUGCAGGGCGAACGGCCACUUAUCCAGCAAACUGUGAAAGAGUCCUAUCACCCUUUCCUGUUGUUCGAACCUGGCGAGCGCUGGCUAUACUCGCCAAGCAUCGACUGGGCAGGGGUCGCGGUCGAGCGGGUCACUUCCAUGAAGCUUGGGGAUUACAUGAAGCACCAUAUAUUUGACAUCGUUUCCGCCAAAGACGUUACCUUUCAUCUUGACCAACGAGAGGACCUUCGCGCGCGGAAGGCAAAGAACUGGGAAAGAGUAGGCCAGAGGCUAGAAGAGGAAAGGAAUCCUGUAUGGCCGGACCCAAUUGCAGAGGACCAAGGUGGUGGUGGUCUCUACGCAACAGUCAACGAGAUGCUCAAGGUCUACCACGGCAUUCUCACCGGAAAGCUGCUCCGGCCUGAAACUAUCAAGCUCAUGUUCCAGCCCCAUUUGGGAAGUAACAGUGGCCUUGACAAACCAGAUGAGUAUCCAUUGCCGGUGCAAAAUGCAAUCUGGAAUGCUGUGCCGCAUGACGUGCCUGUCAGCUUUGGGCUGGGUGGUCUUGUUAACACCGCUGCGAUUCCUGAGCAACGGGGGGUGCAUUCGCUCACCUGGUCCGGUAUACCGAAUUGCUAUUGGUGGAUCGACAUUAAUACUGGCGUCGCUGGUAUAUAUCUCUCUCAGCUUGUACCGAUGGGGGAUCAGAAGUCUGUGGAGCUGCUUACAGAGUUCGAAAAGUUUGUGUACUCGUCGUUGAACUAA
Molecule: messenger RNA, 864 nt
Organism: Aspergillus pseudonomiae
Lineage: Eukaryota; Fungi; Ascomycota; Eurotiomycetes; Eurotiales; Aspergillaceae
Product: serine hydrolase domain-containing protein
Exons: 5
Coding region: 1-864 (287 amino acids)
Source: RefSeq, a predicted model, not a curated record